AAAUUUGCUUCUAGUCUGCUUUUGGCAAAAUAUUGACGAUUUGUGACCGAGCUCUUCAGAAUGGAAGGUAAAGCAGUAAAAGUGGAGCCGAUCAAGGCUGGUGCACGAACGGAUCAGGAGCUGAUGGCACAUCUUGCUGCUCAGGUUGGGGAUGGCAGACUGUUCAAGAUGGACGUUGACUAUGAAAGUCAAGUGGAUGAAGCCAUUCCCAAAGCCAAUGCAAUCGCGGCGAAAGGAGACGUUGCUGGAGCACUGGACUCGCUUGCAAACUUAGAGAAGUUAUCUCGACUGGGAUCUGAUAUGAAGAGUAAUACAAGAAUUGUACAGCACAUGGUGAAAUUGUGCUUCGAUGGAAAGAAAUGGGAUCUUCUGAACGACACCAUCUUGACACUGUCCAAAAAACGACUCAUUAUUAAGAUGGCCAUUGCUAAAAUGGUCCGCGAUGCCUGUGAAAUGGUGGAGAAGAUGCCAAAUGAAGAGCUUAAAAUGAAACUCGUUGAUACACUUCGUACAGUCACCGCUGGAAAGAUCUAUGUCGAAGUAGAAAGAGCUCGACUCACAUCGUUGGUGGUGAAGAAACUCGAAGCAGAAGGUAAGCUGGAAGAGGCGACAAAUCUGAUUCUAGAGCUGCAAGUUGAGACUUAUGGAUCGAUGGAGAUCAAAGAAAAGGUGGAAUUUCUGUUGGAGCAGAUGCGCCUCUGUGUUGCGAGACAAGACUACAUAAGAGCACACAUCAUCUCGAAUAAGAUCAGUACGAAGUUCUUCAAUAGCGAUAGCGUAGAGGUGCAAGACUUAAAACUUCGCUUUUAUUAUCUGAUGAUAACGAUCGGACUACAAGACUCAAAGUAUUUGGAGGUUUGCAGGCAUUACAGAGCCAUUUUCGACACCCCGAAGAUUUCUGCGGACACAGAUAAGUCUCGCAUGGUACUCAAAUGUGCUGUGAUGUACUGCUUACUUGCGCCACACAGUAAUGAACAAUGGGAUUUGCUGAACCGUAUAGCGAUUAUGAGAGAACUAGAGCUUGUACCUGAAUACAAAUCUCUCGUGGAGCUGUUUAUUAAUCAAGAGUUGAUCUCUUGGCAGAACAUAAUUGUGCGACAUUAUGAAAAAACCUUGAAGAAAACUCCGGGAACUGGGAUCUUCGAAGGAAAAGAUGGAGAAAAGCGUUGGAAAGAUCUACAUAUGAGAGUUGGAGAGCAUAAUAUGCGUAUGAUCUCAAAAUACUACACGCAAAUUACGUUUGAUCGAUUAGCCGAGCUACUGGAUUUCCCUCUGAACGACAUGGAGGCGUUCCUUUGCAAUCUCAUUGUGACGGGUGGAAUUACAGACGCAAAAAUCCACCGCCCAUCUCGUGUUGUGAAUCUUAGAGCACGAAAGGCAAAUCUGGAACAGUUGGAUCAAUGGGCCAGCAACGUCCAUAAACUCACGGAAACGUUGAAUAAGGUUUCUCAUCUCAUCCUUAAAGAACAAAUGGUACACCGUAACCUUGAUGCAAUGCAAGUAAGCUGAACAAAUGCAGUCUCGUUCGUGAUCCUCUUUUUCUGUGGAUGCAGUAUUUGAAUGCAGAAUUUGUAAAAAAAAUGUGUUACGGUAAUUUAUUGAUCGAUUUCUGAUUUGUGUAAUAAACAUUGUCAAUAGUA
This is a messenger RNA of Cylicocyclus nassatus, 1640 nucleotides long. The record is from the annotation of a GenBank genome assembly. Lineage: Eukaryota; Metazoa; Nematoda; Chromadorea; Rhabditida; Strongylidae.